AACCCCCCGGGCUCUGCAUGGAUGGGAAUGGGGAAAGCUCCUGGCAGUGAGGGCCCAGGGCAGCUGCAGAACCUCAGCUUCUUCCUCAGAGCUCUCCUCCUCCUCCUCCUCCUCCUCCUCCUCUUCUGCAGGAAUGUCUCCUCCCAGUGCAAGAUCCUGCGUUGCAACUCGGAGUACGUGGCAGCCACCCUCAACCUCCGCGGCUCCCACCGCGACGCCGCCUUCUGCGACGCCCUCCGCUCCUACUCCCACUGCACCCGCAAGACGGCGCGGACGUGUCGGGGUGACCUGGCCUACCACUCUGCUGUCCACGGCAUCGAGGACCUCAUGAUCCAAAACAACUGUUCCAAAGAAGGCCCCACCUCACCUCCACGCCCCCGGCCUCCCGCCCCCAACCACCAAGGCUUGGAGUCGCUUGAGAUCUGCAACUACGAGAAGAGUUUCCUCUACAAGCACGGCCAACCCCCCAGCUACCAGCACUGUGCUGCUUUUGGGGACCCCCACAUCAGGACGUUCCACCACGACUUCCACACCUGUCGGGUGGAGGGUUCUUGGCCUCUCCUGGACAAUGAUUUCUUGUUCGUGCAAGCCACCAGCUCGCCGGUGGCCAAAGGCUCCAACGCGACGGUCACCAGUAAGCUGACCAUCAUCUUCAAGAACAUGAAGGAAUGCAUCGACCAGAAGGUUUACCAAGCAGAACUGGACAACCUCCCAGCAGCCUUUGAGGACGGGUCGGUGAACGGGGGGGAACGUCCCGGGGGGAGCAGUUUGGCCAUCCUGGAGCUCAGCCCCGGGCGCCACGUGGAGAUCCGGGCGGAAUACAUCGGCACCACCAUCGCCGUGCGGCAGGCCGGCCGCCAGCUCUCCUUCUCCAUCCGAGCUGCCGAGGAGGUGGCCAAGGCCUUCACGGAGGAGCAGGACCUCCAGCUCUGUGUCGGGGGGUGUCCCCAAAGCCAACGCAUCUCCCGCAGCCAAGGGUGCGGCGGGCGCCUGGCGGCCGAGACGGCGCGGGCGCUCUGCAAGGAGAUGUUGCCCGUGGAGGACGUUUACUUCCAGUCUUGUGUCUUCGACCUGGUGACCUCCGGGGAUGCCAACUUCACCAUGGCGGCCCACGGGGCUCUGGAAGAUGCCAAGGUUUUCCUUCCCAACGUGGAGAAACUCCACAUCUUCCAGGCUGGGGCGGGAUGCCCACGCGUGGCCUCUUCCUUCCUCCUCCUCCUCCUCCUCCUCCUCACCUCUGCUCUUUGGGUUGGUUUGUAGGAGAUCCAGAAAACAAUGGGUUCAUCUCCAGGUUUUCAGCAGUCCCCACGCACACACACACACACAAAAAAAGGUUUUUUGGUGGAUCUGGGGCCUCUUGACCCGAAGCAACACAGGAAUGAAGCCACCGAGGAGUCAGUUACCAGUGCUGUGAGCAAGGCCUGAGAUUCUGGAGCCAGAAAUCCACCAUCUUGUCCCUUCCCCUCCUCUCUCUGGGUCGGGGCUGUGAAUAUUCCCAGCGUGGGGAGCUCUGGAGCCUCAGGGAGACGGUUGCUAUUUUUCCUUUGUUGUCUUGGCACCUGUCUAGGACUCAAUAUAGCCCAGCAGGGACUUGGGCUCAGCGUUGAGUUUCAGGGAAGAAAAAUACCCCCUCUGGCUUGGUCACCAUCCCAACCUUGCUCAAACCCGACUCAGCUUCUGGAUUUUCACUCACAAAAGAGAAUUCAUCACGAGGAGGAGGAGGAGGAGGAGUUGGCAAAAAGCCAGCGGGGCUGUAAGGUGUCAAUGAACUCAGCCACAAAGCCAAAGGAGAUGGCUGAUGCAUCCCAGGAGAGAGCAGGCAGAGUUCCAGGAGAUAAGAAAUAUCUUCUGGAGGCAAAGUUUUCCUUUAUUUUGUUGUUGUUUUAAGAAGUGAAAAGAGAAAACCUUUGCCAUUCCCACCCCGUGGAGCUGCAAGAGCUUUGUGAAGCUUCAUGGAGGCAAAGAAUUCAGUGGGGAAAAGAGCAUUGCAGCUCAGAGGACCCCUGGAACCCUGAGGGGAGGUUUUACAACACAACUUUUGAGGUCUCUGCACUUUCUUUGGUCAGUUUUGGGGUUUUUUUUCCCCCCUGGCCCCUCUGCAGAAGGCACCAAGAGGAAAGCCCAAAGCGUUUCCUCCUCCCGUGUUCCCUGCCCACUGCUCCUCCAUCCCUGGAGGUUCUGCUAUUAAAGCUCUCUAUUUUUGAAGUCCUCA
Messenger RNA from Calypte anna (Anna's hummingbird), 2212 nucleotides. RefSeq names its product hemojuvelin BMP co-receptor (gene HJV). Gene Ontology annotation, cellular component: plasma membrane. Gene Ontology annotation, biological process: BMP signaling pathway. Bases 22 to 1260 code for a protein of 412 amino acids. The transcript has 3 exons. Gene Ontology annotation, molecular function: coreceptor activity. NCBI's taxonomy places the organism in Eukaryota, Metazoa, Chordata, Aves, Apodiformes, Trochilidae. The record is from RefSeq and is a predicted model, not a curated record.